AGGUGACUGAGAAAAACGAAUACCCUUGGCAAGUAGGCCUAACGUCCUACUCGCCUUCUCAUCCUUUCUGUGGAGGUUCGAUCAUAUCCAACCUUUAUAUACUAACAGCCGCUCACUGCGUUUAUGGACUUUCUCCUGCUAUGGUCACCGCCGUUCUUGGGGAACAUGACUGGAGCACAGCGUCUGAAUCAGACUCCAUUCAAAAGAGGAAAGUCAGUGAGAUCAUCACACAUCCAGAUUUCGACUCCUAUACACAAGACAACGACAUAGCCCUGCUCAGACUAUCAACACCAGUCGACUUCCCUGCCAACAACGAGAUCGCCCCAGUCUGUCUGCCACCAGCUGGAAAUCUGUACGAAAACGUCAACGCCACAGUGACUGGAUGGGGAAAGCUCUCGGAAUACGGCGACACCUCAAGCGUACUCCACGAAGUGAUUGUGCCCACGAUGACCAAUGCCAAGUGCUCCCAGCUGUACGAAGAGGUCGUCACAGAAAAUAUGCUCUGUGCUGGUCUGGACGAGGGAGAACGAGACGCCUGCCAGGGUGAUUCCGGAGGACCGUUGGUCACCAACGAUGAAGGUACGAUGCGCAUGAUAGAAAUAGGCAUCGUCUCCUGGGGUGACGGCUGCGCAGCUCCCGGGAAACCAGGCGUUUACACACGAGUUAAUCAUUAUCUGGAGUGGAUUAAUGCCCACACAUCCGGUACAGUCUCCUGCUCGCCGACUUGAUUGAUGACGUCAUCUGGUCCCCUCUUCUGCUCACCGACCUGAUUGAUGACGGCAUUGGCUAACGUUUAUCAUCUAAGCGAGAUUGUGGUUUUCUUUUAUAUUUUGUUUCUCAGAAGAAUAGAAAUUGAUUAAAAAACAGCC
This is a messenger RNA of Macrobrachium nipponense, 869 nucleotides long. Its product is annotated as trypsin-1-like. Gene Ontology annotation, biological process: proteolysis. NCBI's taxonomy places the organism in Eukaryota, Metazoa, Arthropoda, Malacostraca, Decapoda, Palaemonidae. The record is from RefSeq and is a predicted model, not a curated record. The transcript has 6 exons. Gene Ontology annotation, molecular function: serine-type endopeptidase activity. The coding region runs from base 141 to 728 and encodes 195 amino acids.